UUAGUUUUUAUUUUCGUCUAUAUUUAAUACUUCAUGCAUACGUCUAAAGAUUCGAUGUGACGGGAAAUCUGAAAAAUUUUAUAAAACUUUUUGGGAACUAAACAAGGCCUAGAGAAUUUGGAAGGCCCAUACACACACAUACAACUCGUGAAAUCCGUGACGUCCGACCGUCACGUAAUCGGAGCGAUUAGGUGGGCGUCCCUAUAAAUCACGGUUCACGGACACGGGGACACCCCACCCACCAGCAAGAACGCACUACCCCAGUCACACUACACUCCAGCGUCGCACACAGCCAGGAGCAAGCAACCGCAUCAGGAGAGGAAGCAGAAGCCGGGAGCGGGGGAGGCGCAUGGCGGAAGAAGGAGGCAGCUCCACGGCGGCGGCCCGGCGGGCUCCGCCGUCCGCGCCGCCGCCGUGCUGCGGGCUCGCGCGGCUGAUGCGGCGCCUGCGGCGGCAGGGCAGGCGCGCGCUGUGCGCGGCCGCGGCCUCGCACUCGCACCAGCCGCGCCGCCACCGCGCGUCGGCGUCGUCGUCGUCGUGCCGACAGUACGACCCGCUCAGCUACGCGCGCAACUUCGACCUCGGCCGCGACGCCGACGACGCCGACGCCGACGCCGCGCGCAUCUACUACGCCUGCUCCUUCUCCUCGCGCUUCGCGCUGGUCCCGGCCACCGCCGCCGCCUCCUCGUCCGCCGUCGGCGCUGCUCCGGUCGCCGCCACCAGCUAGUGCUACCAAAUUAGAUGAUGCUAGAGUAGAAUAGGCAGGGUUGAGUCGUGCAGCAUCCUCUUCUUGUUCCUGUAAACCAAGGGGGAAGGGAGCAUGAUUGAUUGUGUAUAUACAACAAACCGCGCCGAGCAUCCGUGCGUUUUUUUUGUCGUUCUUGGUUUCUUGUCACACUGGCAGUUUACUACUCUUGCUCCAGCUACUUUGGUACUCUGUUUCAAUCAACUUUCAAGAUUCAUCUCUUCGACUGUUGCUGUGUGCAAAAGAAAUUCUGAACUCUGAGCUGAAGCAGCGCUGCCUGCAACUGCAAUAAACAACUGAUGAAAACUUUGGGGGCUCAUGUGCACAACGGUGUUUGAAAAGAUGUUUCUUCUUUUGAGACGAAUUGUCGAACAAAUCUGCCGAGGCAAAAAGAGAACAGUGGCGGGGAAUGUGGAGGAACAAGAACAACACAAGGCCACACCGGCUCAAAUGUUCGGUUUUAGGAUGUUAGCAUAGACUAUACAUAAUUUAUAACUCUAUACUACGAUCUACAAUUUUGUUGUUGAUAAUUUCUUUCAUUUAAGAUCGUUUAGAGGCUCAA
Molecule: messenger RNA, 1307 nt
Organism: Sorghum bicolor (sorghum)
Lineage: Eukaryota; Viridiplantae; Streptophyta; Magnoliopsida; Poales; Poaceae
Exons: 1
Coding region: 350-727 (125 amino acids)
Source: RefSeq, a predicted model, not a curated record